Mesorhabditis spiculigera is the source of this 549-nucleotide messenger RNA. NCBI's taxonomy places the organism in Eukaryota, Metazoa, Nematoda, Chromadorea, Rhabditida, Rhabditidae. The record is from the annotation of a GenBank genome assembly.
AUGGGUCGGAAGCACACCUCAUUAGUGCUCCUAGUGCCUGGUGUCAUCACAAUAGCCCACGUCAUCCUCUUCGUCUGGAAAUGCGACUGUAUCGUCUACAAAAUUCCCGAAUACAUCUGGGACUCGGAUUUGACGAUGGACUCGCCAAAGAUGAUCUACUACCUCUACGCCGAAGUGAUAAAGAUUUUCUGCCUGGCUCUGCUGAUUGCCACCGACAUUGCUUUGCUGGUUAAAUUAUACCGGCAUGGUCUUUACAAAGGGCUGAAAUACACGAGAAGCCAGGCGACGACUGAGCAGCCUUUAACGUUCAACGAGCAAAGCGCCAGUACGAGUGGUACAAUGGAGAACAGUCGGCGUCGAAGAAAGCUACGCAUUGACGCAAGACUCGCUCUCGGCUUCACCUACCUUUGCGUCACUUUUGUCAGCUCUUCAGUACGCUAUGUACUCAAGGACGACAUGAACCCCGUGCUCUCCCGCCUCUUCUACCAUAUGGUCGGCAUUUUGGACUUGACCAAGUGCCCAAUGUAUAUUUUAAUCGUCACAAAGCGG